GGCAGGGGCAGCUGGCCUCGGCCUCUCGGUCUCCUGUCUCUGGCCCCACCGCCGCUCCUGCUGGCCGCUGGUCACUGGUCACUGGUCGGGGUGGACCAGGCUGGGCCAGGCGCUGCUGCCCUGGGGCUCAUGGCCCCCCCAGGCUUGAGACUCUGGCCUUGGGAGGCUGGUUUUCCUCACAAGCAACCAACCAACACAAACAGCAGCCCUCUGGCCCUCUGGGCAGCUGGUGUCCCUGGUCUCCUGGAGGGGGAGGGGCUCGGAGGGCCGCGUGUCCUCUGCCCUGAGGAGCCAGUGGAGGGGUACAAGGGGCAGCCGGCAGGUGCCCCAACUCUAGGUCAGGCCCCCCAGCCCGCUCCACACCCAGGUCCAGAAGAGGUGAUAGCUCGGUCCUUUCUGAGCCUGUCCUGUACCCUGUGACCGUCCCCUCCCCUGCCCUGCCCUGCCCUCGUUCCCGGAGUCCUGGCGCUCCCCGUGAGCCUGGCACCCACCUACCGCUGCAGGAGUUUGAGAAUGCCGAGGGGGAAGAGUACGCAGCAGGCUUCUCGGCACAGGGCUCCCCUGCCUCAGGGGCUCCGAACGGGCCAGACGUGUAUGUCCUGCCACUCACCGAGGUCUCCCUGCCCAUGGCCAAGCAGCCGGGGCGCUCAGGCCCGUGACCCUGAAGCCCAGACUUCAUCAAGGGCUGCGGGCCCCCAAGGCACUGGUCUGGGUCCUCAGCCCGAGGGCCCAGGGUUCCGUGGGUAUCACCACCCCCACCCCCCGAGCCAGCGUCAGGCAGGAGCCAGGGCCUGGGGCUCAAAGGCAUGUGCACAUCUGUUGACUGGCCCGAAUCAACACCCCAUAAAACCCUGAAGGUAGACACCCUGCUGUAGGAGGCCCCCCCGACCUUCCUGGGUGACCGUGGGGCUCUCCGAGCCUGUGCUGACCUGGACACUGUAACUGGUGGGGGAGCCAAGGGUCAUCCCAGAGGACACUCCCUUCCCCCCCCACCCAUGCCCUCCCCCCCGCCCCCCCGCCAGCCUGGGCCUGUCACCUGCAAGCAGUGUCGGGGACCUUGAAGAAUCUUUGAGACUUGGCUUCUCCCACCCCUCAGGGGACUGUCCCUGAGGGUGGGGGGCCGGGGCAUAGGAGCGAGCGGCCGCCGCCGGCUUUCUCCAUUUCUGUAGCUCACGUGUAGUUCUGUAGGGUUCCCCGUCUCUGGGGACGGGAGAGACUUCAGGUGAUGCCGGGGUCAAGGGCUAAAACCCUGAGUAACAAGUAUCACCUGGACCUGGAGAAUGUGGAGGAGUCCGCAGGCUGGGGCCCAGGGACGGGAGCCCCGAGACUCAGGGCCCGUGCAACCCCCAUCCUAAGUUCUGCUCAGCAUCAAGGUCAAUAUUCCCUGGGAGCAGCCCCCCACCCCCGAGGCUCUCCUGGCAUCCUAGGCCCAGCCCUGUCCCCUGGCCCUCAGGACAGUUGGCGUGGGAGCAGAAUUCGGGGAAUCCCUUGGGGCACAGGGCGCGAGUGGGUUCAGCAGCCCUGGCCCUUCCUCUGGGGCCCCCACUGACCCUUCCUCCCUACUGACCUCACCCAGCACAGCCUAUAGGAGAAUGGGCCCUGUGUGCUCCGUACAGGGCUGUGCCAAGCAGACCCCAACAAAGGAGCCUUUGGUGUGCCUGGUGCUGGAAUGCCAGCCUGUGGCAGGGGUGAGGGGACGGGCUGCUCCGGGGCCCUCCUCCCCACGGGCUGGGCCCCGGCCACACUGCCUGCCUGGCAUUGCCUCUGCGCCCAUCCUGGCUCCAGGCCCUGCUGUCUUCAGCCUGGCUCGUCCCGGUGGCCUGGGGCACAGCCUUUGCAGACCCAGGAGAAAGAUGCCCGGACGUGACUUGGAGGUCUGCAGCUCCCCUGGGAGGCAGGCACCCUGUUCUUGGUGGUGGCCCCCAGCUGCAGCCCCGGCUCUGGGGGUCUCAGGGCAGCUCCCCAGAAAAGGCCAAGUGGACAACCCCUGAAGGGGCCGCCGGGUGAGGGAAGAUCGGGGCAGUGACAGCCUGAGCUGGGGUCCCUGAGCCCCCCACCCCCACCCCCACCCCCACCCUGUUAUAGUGCAGCUGCUCAAGUCCACAGACCUGGGCCGUCACAGCCUCUUGUACCUGGAGGAGGUUGGCCACGGCUGGUUCGGGAAGGUGUUCCUGGGGGAGGUGAACUCGGGCAUCAGCAGCACCCAGGUGGUGGUCAAGGAGUUGAAGGCCAGCGCCAGCGUGCAGGAGCAGACGCAGUUCCUGGAGGAGGCUCAGCCCUACAGGGCCCUGCAGCACAGCAAUCUGCUUCAGUGCCUGGCGCAGUGCGCGGAGGUGACCCCCUACCUGCUGGUGAUGGAGUUCUGCCCCAUGGGGGACCUCAAGGGCUACCUGCGAAGCUGCCGGCUGGCGGAGUCCAUGGCGCCCGAUCCCCUGACCCUGCAGCGCAUGGCCUGCGAGGUGGCCUGUGGAGUCCUGCACCUGCAUCGCAACAACUAUGUGCACAGUGACCUGGCCCUCAGGAACUGCCUGCUCGCGGCCGACCUGACGGUGAAAAUCGGCGACUACGGCCUGUCCCACGGCAAAUACAGAGAAGACUACUUUGUGACUGCCGACCAGCUGUGGGUACCGCUGCGCUGGAUCGCGCCCGAGCUGGUGGACGAGGUGCACUGUAACCUGCUGGUGGUGGACCAGACCAAGGCCAGCAACGUGUGGUCCCUGGGCGUGACCAUCUGGGAGCUCUUUGAGCUGGGCGCACAGCCCUACCCCCACCACUCCGACCGGCAGGUGCUGGCCUACGCAGUCCGAGAGCAGCAGCUGAAGCUCCCCAAGCCCCAGCUGCAGCUGACGCUGUCUGACCGCUGGUACGAGGUGAUGCAGUUCUGCUGGCUGCAGCCUGAACAGCGGCCCACGGCCGAGGAGGUGCACCUGCUGCUGUCCUACCUCUGUGCCAAGGGCGCCACUGAGGCGGAGGAAGAAUUUGAGCGGCGCUGGCGCUCGCUGCGGCCAGGCGGGGGUGGCGCAGGCCCUGGGCUGGCAGGCCUGGCUCUGGGGGGCGCGGGCGAGCUGGCCUCCGCCUCGUCCUUCCCGCUGCUGGAGCAGUUCGCAGGCGACGGCUUCCACGCGGACGGGGACGACGUGCUGACGGUGACCGAGACGAGUCGCGGCCUCAACUUCGAGUACAAGUGGGAAGCGGGCCGCGGCGCCGAGGCCUUCCCACCCCCCGGGGCUGCAGCGAGCCCUAGCCGCACCGCUUGCCUGCAGGAGCUGUGUGCCGCUGACGGUGCGCCCCCGGGCGUGGUGCCUGUGCUCAGUGCGCACAGCCCCUCGGUGGGCAGCGAGUACUUCAUCCGGCUGGAGGAGCCGAUACCCGCCGCCGGCCACGACCCUGACUGCGCCGGCUGCACCCUCAGCCCCCAUGCCGUGGACCUGCUCCCCGAUGGUGGUGACCAGGACAAUGACUCGGAGGGCAGCGCGGCCACCUCGCUGGCCAUGGAGCCCCUGCUGGGCCAUGUGCCACCCCCAGAGGGGUCCUGGGGCCGCUGUGACUACUACCUGCAUGGGAGCUGUGCCCGGGAACCGUCCUGUCCUCUGAGCUCGCCUUCACCCGGGACCCUCGUGCUGGCGGAGCCCAGGGAGGAGGACGCCGACUGGGGCACAGCUGCCUUCUGCCCACCCUUCUUGGAGGACCCAGUGGGCACGUCCCCCUCGGGCGGGGAGGAGAUGGGGGCCACCGAGGCCUGCAGGGCCGCCCAGCCCAGACACUGGAGCUCCAACGUGUCCGCCAACAACAGUGGCAGCCGAGCACCAGGCUCCUGGGACCCGGGACACGUGGCUGGCUGCAUGGACUGCUGCCCUGGCCCAGAGCACACCUUACGGGCUGCCCCGGAGCUAGGCGGUCCCCUGGCCCUAGAGGACCCCACAGAGCCUCUCCUUGGGUCAAAGGGGGCCUCCUCUGGCCAGGAGCUAGGCCGCUGCUUUGGCCUUCCUCAUCUGUGUCCUGCUGAGGGCCUGGCACCAGCCAUCUGCCUGGUGACGUCCUCCCGGACAGAGGCAGCCAUUAGCCAGGCUAACAGCCCCCAGAUGGAGCCCAGGCUUGCUGAGGAAGCUGAGGGCUCUGCCAGACCUCAGCUACCCCUUUCCUCUGUCCCAGCCCCAUCCCAAGAGGGAGCCCUGCUUCCUGCCGAGGCGGUCAGUGCCCUCGACACCCUGCCCGCCUUGCCCACGCCUGCUGGCAGCUGGGAGACUGCCACGGAGGCAGCCCAGACCCCAGACAGCUACAGGGUUUCCCCUGAGCUGGGGGCGCCCAUCAGUGAGGAUGAGGACAUGACAGAGGCCACUUCUGGUGUCUUCGCUGAUUUGUCCAGCGAUGGCCCACUGGCUGAGAAGCCAGACGUGACUCUGGCCUUCCGCUCUUUGCAGAAGCAGGCGGGGACCCCUGACUCUGGGGACUCCCUGGAUAUCCCACCUUCAGCCGGUGAUGGUGGUGGCUGUGAGGUCUUCAGCCCAUCAGGUAUUGGCACUCCCGGCGGGCAGCCCCGAGCCCUGGACAGUGGCUAUGACACAGAGAACUACGAGUCCCCUGAGUUUGUGCUCAAGGAGGCACACGAGCCAUGUGAGCCUGAGGCCUGUGGGGAGCUGGUCUCCGAGGAGGACAGCCCUGGGCCUGAGACUCAGCUCUCCACCUCUCUUGGUGGCCUUGGCCAGAAGAACCCCUACCGUGACUCAGCCUACUUUUCGGACCUGGAUACAGAGCCUGACUGCACUUCGGGCCCCCAGGAGAAGGGAGGAGGUGACUUGACCUCCAGGUUAGAGCUGGACCUGGAGAGCUCUGGGCUGCGGGCCGCACAGCCCUCCCCUGAGUCUGGUGUGGCUGGGGGGACGCGAGGCACUGGUCCCAGAGAGGUGCUGCCGCUGCUGCCUGAGGACUUUUCUCCAGGGCCAAGUACAUGCCCGGAGGGCCCCAGACCGGACCCUCCCUGGCCCCAGGGCCCCGCCCAAGGGCCUCCAGUGCCCAGCCCCGGGGGUUCCAAGAUUUUCCUGCUGACCCCAGUCCCGCUGAGCUCAGAGAGCCACCUCCCUGAGCUCCAGGAGGCCCCAGUACUGCCGUCCGGACCCGCCCAGCAGGAACGGACAGGGAGCCCGGGUGCCCCCAGGACCCCACUCUGCCUGGCCCUGCCGGGACUGCCCGCAGCCCCGGAGGGCCGGUCGGAGGAGGAAGAGGAGGACAGCGAGGAGAGCGAUGAGUCGGAUGAAGAGCUCCGCUGCUACAGCAUCCAGGAGCCCAGCGAGGAGAGCGAGGAAGAGGCGCCUCCCGUGCCCGUGGUGGUGGCCGAGAGCCAGAGCGCGCGCAACCUGCGCAGUCUGCUCAAGAUACCCAGCCUGUUGUCGGAGGCCUUCUGCGAGGACCUGGAGCGCAAGAAGAAAGCCGUGUCCUUCUUCGACGACGUCACCGUCUACCUCUUCGACCAGGAAAGCCCCACCCGGGAGCUCGGGGAACCCUUCCCUGGAGCCAAGGAGUCACCCCCCGCAUUCCUGGCGGGCGGCCCCCGCUCCCCCAGCGCCCCCGGCCGGCCGCGGCGGGCAGACCGCUCCCCCGACGGCUCCGCGGCGGAAGAGGGUGGAGGGCUCGCGUGGGACGACGGCUUCCCGCCGACGCCGGCCCCGGAGGCCGCCCGGCCGGCUCCCGCCGCGCCUCCCAAGCAGACCACACCCGGCCCCUUCUCGCGCUUCACCGUGUCGCCUGCGCCCGCGUCCCGCUUCUCCAUUACGCACGUCUCCGACUCGGACGCCGGGUCCGUGGGAGGCCCUGUAGCCGGUGCCGGGGGCAACUGUAAAGAGGCUUGAGGCCCAGGCGGGCACCCUUGGAGCUCCUGCCAGUCCUGCUCCAGGCAGCAGCGAAGAUGGUGACCAAGAGUGGAGACCUCGGUGUUGGUGGUCGUCAGCAGCUUCCAGAGCCUCGGUGCCCCACGCAGCGCCCCGGAGCAGGGCGGGACAAGAGGCCUCCUUCGGCCGUGUGCGCCAGUCCUGGGCUGCCGGAGGGGCAGGACUUCUCCUGGACACGGGUUUGUUGCUAGCUGCUGAGGAUGCCCUCUAGCCUCAGGCCUGAGCGGGUCCCCUCCGUACAGCGGCCCCUCCACCGUGACUCUGCUAGCGGGCUGCUUGGCUUCUGAGGCCAGGGGACCGGCUCUUGGCCGGGGGGGGGGGGGAGACUUUGCACGCCCUGCCCACUAGUUCCUGUGGUGAAUGACACAGGCCCGCUGGGACGGCCUCUCUCUGCCCCCUUCUCCCCGGUUCUGGGUUUGCCAGAAGAGGACCCUGGGCUUGUGUGUCCCCCCAGCCACCCUUACCUCAGAGUCUGUGGCUGUAUUUCCCUUCGGUGACUCAGCUGGACCCGCAAACCCUCCCUCCCUGUCUGGGCCAGCUCCCGUCUGAGUCCACGGCUGGAGCCUGGGCAGGUGGGGCAAGGCGGGCGGCCCAAAAGAUGGGGGCUUCCGGCCACACCUGUUCUAGAGGUGCCCGCGGCUGGCCAGCCUGGCCCGGCAGCCCCCACAAUCCACGUCAGGGGCCCUGCCUGCAGGGGUGGGGGUGCGGGUGGGAGGGAAGUGGGGGGCUGGGCAGCACAGGGAGUAUUUUUGUAACUGCUGUUGUCUGAGCAAAUGGAAGCGGGGUGAUUUUAAGUUAUUGUUGCCAAAGAGAUGUCAGAUUUACUGUUGCUUUGGGGGUGGGGGUGGGGGACUUGUUUUGGGUUUGUGUUUUUUGUUUUCAUUAGUCUGAGGCUUCGGAUGCUGGUGCCAUGAUUUCCUUGUUCCUUUUUUGUUUGUUUUUUAAAAGAAAUCAAGCUAAGAAAACAAGCCUUCAUGCUAA
Messenger RNA from Prionailurus viverrinus (fishing cat), 6866 nucleotides. It is a transcript of the gene LMTK1, whose product is annotated as apoptosis associated tyrosine kinase. Gene Ontology annotation, molecular function: protein tyrosine kinase activity; ATP binding. The record is from RefSeq and is a predicted model, not a curated record. The coding region runs from base 2355 to 5846 and encodes 1163 amino acids. The transcript has 12 exons. Gene Ontology annotation, biological process: peptidyl-tyrosine autophosphorylation; brain development. Lineage: Eukaryota; Metazoa; Chordata; Mammalia; Carnivora; Felidae.